Molecule: messenger RNA, 3267 nt
Organism: Penicillium longicatenatum
Lineage: Eukaryota; Fungi; Ascomycota; Eurotiomycetes; Eurotiales; Aspergillaceae
Product: NRPS-like enzyme
Exons: 3
Coding region: 1-3267 (1088 amino acids)
Source: RefSeq, a predicted model, not a curated record
AUGGCUGCCACUUCGACGAUGACUUCCACCACCACGAGCACCAGCGGGUCCAUCACCGUUCAGGCUCAAGCAUUGAUUCCCUUUCGCCGGGCACCGAUCAAUUUGUAUCCCGAGGAAGGAAAGGAAGCUGAAUACAUGCGCUCGCUGCCAGAUCUUAUCGAAUUCAACUCGAAGGCCAAUCCUGAUCAUCUUUUCUGCAUUCAAGCAUUGAAAGGUGCGGAAUCUGUCCCAAUCUCGAACCGGCAGCUGCGCGAUGCUGUGGCCAGUUGCGGUAAAUGGUUGCAAGACAACGUCACUGCACUGCAGCUUCCAGCGCCAGUCGAAGGGGAUGAGAAAGCGCAAAAGGGCGCUCCAGUGGCUCUGUUGAUGGACAGCGAUGUUGGCUUGUUCUUUCACCAGAUGGCUCUUAUUGGCCUGGGAGUUCCAGUGCUUUUGCUGUCUGCUCGUCUCAGCGUUACGGCAAUCCACCAUCUGCUCAAGAAGACGAAUGCAGUCGCUCUUUUGGCCGCGCCUCGACACCAGCCAAAUGCAGCCCAAGCCGUGGCUCUCAUGAAAGACGAAGAUGGAAAGACGAUUGAAUUGCACAAGCCAGAGCCAUAUAGCACUCACCUGGCCACUGCCGUGUCUGUUGACUCAAUCUGUCAUCCUUUCCACUACUUCAGUGAGAAAGAUCGGAAUGUCCUGAUUCUUCAUUCCUCCGGCACCACGGGCCUGCCUAAGCCAAUCUAUAUCUCGCACCGGCACUUGGUAUGUUUCACCACUUGCCACGACUUCAAGACGGAGCAGGAAGCGCAGGGAGUCAACGUUUCAACCCUGCCUCUUUAUCAUGGGUAUGGCUUGAUGGCUCCAUCCCUUGCCAUGGGCGUUGGCAAGACGGUUUGCUUCCCGCCUCCUGGUACGGUUCCUAACGCUCAUGGCGUCAUCAACCUCAUUAAGAGCAACCAAGGCGCUUCUUUGAUGUCUGUACCAUCAAUCCUGGAGGAAAUCAUGAUAUCGCCAACGGAUGAAGGGGUUCGUACUUUAGCCACUCUAGACUUUGUUACCUUUGGUGGAGGGCUUCUGACCCCCAAAGUUGGUGAUCGGCUAGCAGCAGCUGGGGUGAAGCUAUUGAAUCACUAUGGAACAACCGAAAGUGGGCCUUUGUCACCAUUCUUCGUUCCCACUGCUAGCUAUAACUGGCAUUUCUUCCGUCUCAGACGUGACAUGCGAAUGUCUAUGAAAGAGAUCGAGCCCUGUGAGGGUCAGCGACGCUUCCGACUUACUACCUUCCCAUUUGGAGUGGAUCAGCCUUUCGAGAUUCAAGAUCAGCUUAUUUGUAAUCCUGAGCACCCGGAGACUGAUUUCAAUUCCGUGGGCCGAACGGAUGACCUUAUUGUGCUCGCUACCGGUGAAAAGGUACUGCCGCAAAUCCUCGAAACAUCUUUGGUGGAGAGCGGUCUGGUGAAAUCGGCCAUUGCCUUUGGUGAUCGCCAGUUUGAGAUUGGUGUUAUUGUCGAGCCUAUCGCUCCCGUUAGCACCCCCGAGGACGAGCAAAUUGUGAGGGAAGCGGUUUGGCCACUCGUUGUGCAGGCUGGAAACAAGAUGGAUGACCAUGCCAAGGUCUCGUCAUCAGAUGCCAUCAUUGUAGUACCUGCAGGCACUGUCAUUCCUCGCACAGAUAAGGGAUCAAUUGCACGCAGGGAGGUAUACAAGCUUUUCGAGGACCAGAUAUCUCAGGUCUACCAAACCCUCGAAACCCGCCCGAUCGAUCCUUCGGUGAAAUCUCUAGAUACUGAGAAUUUGGAGCAGGGGUUGAUAGAUUUGAUCCAGACACGAAUUCACUGGAGUGUUCCAUUGACUGACUUGGGCCAAGAUGAUGAUUUGUUCGAGCGUGGCAUGGAUUCUUUGCAGGCCAUGCGGCUGCGAAGAUACCUCCUUUGUGCCGUCCCGACAACAAUCAACGGCUCCUCAUCUGCUGAUCGCAUUGGUCGCGAUUUCAUUUAUGCAAACCCAUCCGUUGGUCAAAUGGCGAAGGCUUUGCGCGAAUCACAAGGACCAAACAAGCCACGUUCAGCUCAUGAUGCGGCGAGGGAGCUGCUACCUCAACUUGUGGAAGCUCAUGGACUCCACGAAGCAUCGUUCCCGGAUCCUGGGGCAAUUGUGGUCCUCACCGGAUCCACGGGAAGCUUGGGUUCUCACUGCCUAGCGGAACUGGUCAAGUUGCCCAAUGUCGCCCGCGUGAUUUGUCUCAACCGAUCAAGAACCGGGGGAGAUGGGGACGCGUCCACCCGUUUGGCCCGUACCUUGAUUGAUAAGAGCAUACACCUGGAUGAAGGGAUGUGGUCUAAAGUGCAGACAUAUGAGACAAACCUUGCUGCAGACAAUCUGGGUCUGCCACUGUCGGAAUAUGCGAUGGUUCGAUCUGCGGUAACCCAUAUCAUUCACACUGCGUGGGGCAUGGAUUUUAAGUGGCAACUGUCUUCUUUCCGACCCCAUCUGCAGACCCUUCACAAUCUUCUCCAGCUAGCUCAAGAUGGGCACCAGGUCCGGCCAUCUAUCAAGCCCCGCUUGCUCUUCGUGUCGUCCAUCGCGACUGUUGGAGAGUAUGCCACAAUCAGUGGAGAGCGAAUAAUCCCAGAGGUACCGAUGGAGAGCAUGGACUGCGCAAAUACCAUUGGGUACGCAGAAGCGAAGCUCGCUUGUGAGUGGAUUGUUGAGCAGGCCAUACGGGAGCAUCCAGAUGAAGUUGAGGCCUGCUACGUGCGACUUGGACAAAUUGCUGGAGCAAGGAGCACUGGAUUUUGGAACACUACUGAGCAUUUUCCGGCGCUGAUCAAGUCUUCCGUACUUGCGCGCGCAUUGCCGCAAUUGCGAGGGACCUUAUCCUGGAUUCCAGUUGAUGACGCAGCCAAUGUGCUGAUCGACCUGACAUUCAGCGAGCAACAGCCUUCGGUGGCUUACCAUCUCGAAAACCCUGUCCGGCAAUCAUGGAGUGAUGUCCUGAUCACACUGGGUUCCCAGCUAGAUAUUUGCCAGUUCCUGCCAUUCGAGGAUUGGUUGAAUCGGGUAGGGAAGGCGGAGUCCAAGGGCGGACCUGGACAGAAUCCCGUUCUUCAACUAGAGGAGUUCUUUCGCGAGGACUUCAGGCGCAUGGCCUGCGGUUCAGUCAUCAUGGCGACCGAUGAAGCCAGAAAGCGAUCGGAGACUCUGCGCUUGGUUGAUGCCGUGCCAGACGAUGUCGUUGCUUCUUAUGUUCAAUACUGGCGUACAUCGGGAUACCUGUCAUGA